CACGCUUUUUCAGACAAACAUCACAAUUGACUAGCUCGUGUCACGUACAAGUAUGGCAAUGGCUCAAAUGUCGUUCUAUGUGAUUUUUUCCGUAAAUCUGAAUGAUGUUUUCACUCGAUAAAUGUUUUUUUUUGGAAAUUUAUAUGAAAUUUUAGCUUGGAUCAUUAACAAUAUCAGUUUGCUCACAUUUGCACUGGAAUAAAUUGCUUACGAAAAUUUAAGUUUUUGUGGAUUCUAAGUAAAGCAGUACGUAAAAAAUUAUAUAACAGCAACAUUCGUAUCCGAUAAAAUUAUUGCUGCCAAAAAACAGACUGAUUCUAAAAUAUACACUGCGCAAUUGACACCGUCGAAAACCAUAUGUCGCACAGGCUAUCACUCGCGGAAGCGCCCUGGCAAUAUUACCAGUUAUAUAAAAUACGUUAUUAUACGUUUUUUAUACAUCGUUUUCGGAGGCAACAUGUUCUUGUAUCCUGGCGACAGUUCAAAUAUUAGAUAACAGUCAUUAAUUUAGUAUUUCAGUAUCGGCCCGAAAUGCCAAUUUAUGUUACGACCUUCGCUAACCACGUUUUUUCUGUCGAGUCUGAAUCAAUUCAAUUCUUCUGUUUUUAGCAUAAUCUUAUCGUAUACAACUAGCCUUUCUUUGUACUAAUGAUCGAAAAAUCUACGUUGAAGCAAGCAUUUUAUUAAUAAGGUUGUUUUUGCUACGCAAUAUAAAGCUAUAGCAUAAAGACCGAAAGUAGCAUUAAUUACCCCGCAGUUUUCAACCAAUAUAUUUACUGCUCGACGCAAAAUAUCAGGUUCAGAACAUCCAAUUCACUUGCCGUAACAUAUUUCUUUUUGAUACCGGUUUCAUCAGGUUCGCUUUUCCAUUCUCCUGUGUGUGCUAAAAGCGGUAGGUGAAAUGGAUUAUAAAUAAUCAUUUCAUUGUUAUUUCCAUCACUUGCGUUAUAGAAUAAUUUUGCUUCGAAAAAGUUUGUUAUUUUGACGUUUUUUGAAGAAGUUGUUUAUUCACGGUUAGAAAGAGUGACUCGUAAUACCACACAAUUUAAAACUAAUUGAACCCAAAUUAAGAAUCGUACGAUUAUGGAAGAUUGCUUUACUAAUCUUGCAACAGCUGAUUGUUGGCACUCGUUCAAUUCUGCACACUUUCGUAACAAGGUUACAGUUGAUAAUAUCAGUCGGUUUGUUAUGAUUAUCGCAACUAAACUCCUCGAAAAUCAUUGAACACUGUUCAACCGUCUUUCCAAUAAAUAGCUGCAUACGUUAGUUCCGCAUGCAGUCACCUGUCUGGUUCAGUUUGUGUCGUAAACUUAAGUUCAUUCAUAUCAAUUUCAGUGGCUUAAAGUAGUUUGAACUAUAUUUGUAUUUUUUAUGAGCAAAUACGACUACCUUCAAUGAUAAGGUCUGAUAUAUCGAUUUCAUACUAGCGCAAUAUGUGUUAUAAUUAUUUCUCAUCCUUUCCCUUCAAUUGUUAUUGAUUUCAAUCUAAGCGAGAUAAUGCCAAUCAGUUUCAACUGAUUCGUAUAGAAUUCAAAAACAAAUCGACUGCACAACUUCCUAUUGCAACCUCCAAUAGACAGCUGAUUACAGUUAUGUAGCAUUUGUUCAAACUCAAUGAGUUGAAACUAGUACCCGGCUACCUCUAGGAGAUCACCUUUUUGGCUUCCAUGGCCGAUGAACACUGUACUUACUAAUCGACGAACGACUGUAAACUGAUAACAGUUGUUUAAUAAACCUUGAAAUAAUCCGCCGUGAUGAAAGUCGGUCAGUACGACGCUCACCUCGGAACAGUGCACUUGGUAGCCGCGUUUGUCGUCAAAUCGAAGAAACUAAUAGUGGAUCACCUCUGUAUUAAGAUAAAGAAAUAUUUCGCCGAAACUAACAAUGCAACGCGAACUUUGAGGAAAGUCGAACACCAACAACCAGCAUUGCAGUGAAACUUAUAGGCAGCUCGGACACAGCUGCACAAGUCCUUUACAAUCACACAUAAUCUCAGUGACAAUUAUCUGUGUUUUGUCCUUGAGACUAUCGUAUAAGUAGUGGUUAUUACAAAUUUCAUAUUUGGAUAGUUUUUUUACAUCGGAAGAGUGUGCGCUGAAGCGUGUUAGUAUAAUUCAGUCUCAAAUCGUCAUCCAUCACCAUUAUCACAAUGUCGAUGUGCGGAGCGCAAAUUGCAUUGAAGUCCUUCAAAAGGGCACCACGAAUCAGGAUCUGGUCUAUGACCAAGAAUGCUUAUUCAACUCAGGUAGAAUACAAACCCAUUCGAUCCGUGCUGGUUGCGAAUCGGGGUGAGAUUGCCAUCCGUGUCUUCCGAGCCUGUACCGAAUUGGGCAUCCGUUCAGUAGCUGUCUACUCUGAACAGGACAAAAUGCACAUGCAUCGUCAGAAGGCAGACGAGUCAUAUAUGGUUGGUAAAGGCCUAGCACCAGUUGAAGCUUAUCUCAACAUUCCAGAAAUCGUUAGAGUUUGUAAGGAAAACGAUGUUGAUGCAGUCCACCCGGGUUAUGGGUUUCUGUCCGAGCGGUCGGACUUUGCGCAAGCAAUAAUUGAUGCAGGUCUUCGGUUUAUCGGCCCUUCACCCAAAGUAGUUCAACAGAUGGGUGACAAAGUGGCAGCCCGUCAAGCGGCAAUCCAGGCUGGUGUGCCGAUUGUUCCAGGAACUGACGGUCCAGUUACAACCAAAGAAGAAGCACUCGAUUUCUGCAAAAAGCAUGGUCUACCAGUCAUCUUCAAAGCCGCUUAUGGUGGUGGAGGACGCGGCAUGAGAGUUGUGCGAAAGAUGGAAGAGGUUGAGGAUAGCUUCCAACGUGCGAGUUCGGAGGCGAAAGCUGCUUUUGGUAACGGUGCCAUGUUCAUAGAAAAGUUUAUCGAACGACCACGUCACAUAGAAGUGCAGCUCCUCGGGGAUAAGGCGGGCAACGUAGUUCAUCUUUACGAACGGGAUUGCUCGGUUCAACGUAGGCAUCAAAAAGUAGUUGAAAUCGCUCCGGCACCAAGACUGGCUACAGAAGUACGCGACAAAAUGACUGAAUACGCUGUCAAGUUAGCCAAACAUGUUGGGUAUGAAAAUGCCGGCACAGUGGAGUUCCUUUGCGAUGAAACGGGGAACUUCUACUUUAUCGAAGUAAAUGCUCGACUUCAGGUUGAACACACCGUUACCGAAGAAAUUACCGGAAUCGAUUUGGUACAAUCGCAAAUCAGGAUAGCCGAAGGUAUGACUCUACCGGAAUUGGGAUACACUCAAGAUAAUAUCAAGACUCAAGGAUAUGCCAUCCAAUGCCGUGUGACAACCGAAGACCCUGCCAAUGAUUUCCAGCCAAGCACCGGUCGUUUGGAAGUGUUCAGAUCCGGUGAAGGAAUGGGUAUUCGACUGGACAGUGCAUCCGCGUAUGCUGGUGCAAUUAUUUCACCGUACUAUGACUCUUUGCUUGUCAAAGUUAUCUCCCACGCCCAUGAUCUUCAAUCUUCUGCAGCGAAGAUGAAUCGAGCUUUACGUGAGUUCCGAAUCCGUGGAGUUAAAACCAAUAUUCCCUUCCUACUUAAUGUAUUGGAAAAUCAAAAAUUCCUCAAUGGUGUUCUGGAUACAUACUUCAUCGAUGAACAUCCACAACUGUUCCGCUUCGCUAAAUCGAAAAAUCGUGCGCAAAAAUUGCUCAACUACCUCGGCGAGGUGCUAGUUAAUGGACCUACGACUCCGUUGGCAACGAAACUUAAGCCUGCCGAUGUACAUCCGCAUGUCCCGCCGGUACCGUUAGAUUUGUCACCACAAGCACUUGCUGACGAAGAGGAAGCCGGUAAAAAAGUUCAAAAAAAACAUUUCACAGUGACCGAACCACCACGCGGAUUCAAGGACAUUCUUCGAGAGAAGGGUCCGGAGGGAUUCGCCAAAGCCGUACGCGCCCAAAAAAAUCUACUGUUGAUGGAUACCACGUUCCGGGACGCGCAUCAAUCUCUCUUAGCAACACGUGUUCGAUCACAUGACUUGUUGAAGAUUUCCCCGUACGUUUCGCACAAAUUCAACAAUUUUUACUCGUUGGAGAACUGGGGCGGGGCGACGUUUGAUGUAGCCCUUCGCUUCUUGCAUGAGUGCCCCUGGGAACGUUUGGAAGAUAUGCGCAAGCAGAUUCCUAACAUUCCAUUCCAGAUGCUGUUACGUGGAGCGAACGCCGUCGGGUACACCAAUUAUCCGGACAACGUAGUCCACAAGUUUUGCGAGCUUUCGGUGCAAUGUGGUAUGGAUAUUUUCCGAGUGUUUGAUUCUCUGAACUAUCUACCGAACUUAAUCUUGGGUAUGGAUGCGGCCGGUAAUGCAGGCGGUGUUGUAGAGGCUGCAAUCUCCUAUACAGGAGAUGUUAGCGAUCCAAGCAAGAAGAAAUAUGAUCUCAAGUACUACACAAACUUGGCUGACGAGUUGGUCAAAGCUGGAACACAUGUUUUGUGUAUCAAAGAUAUGGCCGGGCUCCUAAAACCACAAGCCGCUAAAUUACUAAUAACAGCUAUACGUGAUCGUCAUCCUGAUGUUCCGAUCCACAUUCACACCCAUGAUACCUCCGGUGCUGGCGUAGCGUCCAUGCUUGCGUGUGCCCAAGCUGGAGCCGAUGUAGUCGAUGUGGCCGUUGAUUCGAUGUCCGGAAUGACAUCACAGCCAAGCAUGGGUGCCGUUGUAGCAUCAUUGCAAGGAACUCCCUUGGAUACUGGUCUUAACCUUCGUGACAUCAGUGAGUAUUCGGCCUACUGGGAACAAACCCGAACGCUUUACGCUCCAUUCGAGUGCACCACAACGAUGAAAUCUGGAAACGCGGAUGUGUACCUGAAUGAAAUACCUGGAGGCCAAUAUACCAACCUUCAGUUCCAAGCUUAUUCACUAGGCUUGGGCGACUUUUUCGAGGAUGUCAAAAAGGCAUAUCGGGAAGCCAAUCUAUUACUUGGUGACAUCAUCAAAGUGACACCAUCGUCAAAAGUUGUCGGUGAUUUGGCACAGUUCAUGGUGCAGAAUCAUUUGUCUGCUGAACAAGUCAUGGAACGGGCCGAAGAACUUUCAUUCCCUAAAUCAGUGAUCGAAUUCCUUCAGGGUGCCAUCGGUACACCACACGGAGGCUUCCCUGAACCGUUCCGUUCCCGUGUACUAAAAGACAUGCCACGCAUCGAAGGACGCCCAGGUGCCUCUCUCGCCCCUCUGGACUUCGACAAACUGAAAAAAGAACUCCAAGAAUCUCACCACGAUGUGACAGAUCGCGAUGUCAUGUCUGCUGCCUUAUAUCCACAGGUCACCAACGAUUACCUCAACUUCAAAGACUCGUUUGGACCUGUUGACAAGCUUGAUACAAGAGUUUUCCUCACUGGGCCAAAAGUUGGCGAGGAAUUCGAAGUUACAAUUGAAAAAGGAAAAACGCUUGGCUUUAAAACGCUAGCAAUGUCCGAAGAUUCAACUGCAAACGGAGAACGCGAAGUGUUCUUUGAACUGAAUGGACAGUUGCGAUCGGUGCUUAUCCGCGACAAAGAAGCUGUAAAGGAAUUACACAUACAUCCCAAAGCAACCAAAGGAAACAAAGAUCAAGUUGGAGCCCCUAUGCCUGGUUCCGUUAUUGAGGUCAAGGUGAAGGUGGGUGAUCGCGUUGAUAAGGGUCAGCCAUUGGUUGUAUUAUCCGCAAUGAAGAUGGAAAUGGUCGUCCAAUCUCCACGUGCAGGUGUAGUAAAAACGCUGGAUAUCACUGCUGGAAUGAAACUGGAAGGCGAAGAUCUAAUUCUUACACUAGAAUAGAGUGUGUUCUUGUUUAGUCAGUUGAGCUAAGACGAAAAAAGUCAACCUAUGUUACGUUCACGUUCAUACCCGGUGGUUAUAGAGCGCUUUAGCGGUUUAAAUUGUAAGAGCAAAAUGGGAUUAAUUAUUCUGUGAAGAAAGCUUGAAAUUAUACUUAAGAACUUAUGUUGCAUCGUGUCUCGUUCAGGUGUUAUACUAUGUGCAACUUUUGUUAUUUUUUAUGAUACAAUUCACUAGCAUUUUUUGGUGAAUAACUUAGAAUUAACAAAAUAAAACAAACACAGUUUGUAAAUGAA
Messenger RNA from Wyeomyia smithii (pitcher-plant mosquito), 6057 nucleotides. It is a transcript of the gene PCB, whose product is annotated as pyruvate carboxylase, mitochondrial. Gene Ontology annotation, cellular component: cytoplasm. NCBI's taxonomy places the organism in Eukaryota, Metazoa, Arthropoda, Insecta, Diptera, Culicidae. Gene Ontology annotation, molecular function: ATP binding; pyruvate carboxylase activity; metal ion binding. Bases 2150 to 5761 code for a protein of 1203 amino acids. The record is from RefSeq and is a predicted model, not a curated record. Gene Ontology annotation, biological process: pyruvate metabolic process; gluconeogenesis. The transcript has 10 exons.